Molecule: messenger RNA, 3990 nt
Organism: Amoebophrya sp. A120
Lineage: Eukaryota; Dinophyceae; Syndiniales; Amoebophryaceae
Source: the annotation of a GenBank genome assembly
CGGGGAGAUCGAAUUCGAAAUACACAGAGAUACAAAGAAGCAUACGAUACAAAGAGAUGCAAACGUGCAGUCCUGGACGGAAGAGUGAGAUCUUCGUGGGGACGAUCGUACUUAUCGUGAAACACGGUUGACCUUUCUUCGGGUACGUAUUCUAUUGUCUUGUUAUGCCUUCCGCGGAUGGUGUGUCUUAGAAAGAUAUCUCGAUCAUCAAUGUCACACUCACGGUGGACGAUCACGACAGCAGGAUUUAAUGUGUAGACCCAUCGUCCACCGAUGCCGAUCUCGUCGCGCUCGUGUGAUGCGUACAUCGCAAGUUGAUGACGUUGGUGAUCAUUUUGUGGUCGGGUGAUUCCGUGCCAUUGAAAUAAGAUUCUUGCUCAUUUUUAUAUUUCUUCGUAGGCAAAGGCAUUUCAUCUGUUUUCGAUGAGCCGGUUUUUUAUGAGAAAGGGAAAACAGGAUUUUGGUAAAAAUGAAUUUUUUCAAAAGCAAGUCUGUAAGUGUAAAUUAUCAUUCAGAUGAAAAAAGCCUCAAUUUCAUCUGCAUCUAGAGCUAGACAUUGAGAUGAGCGGUAACGUCACGGCUGACCAGCAUAGCACAGUCCCGCCCGGCGAGCCCGAGAUUGCAGCGGAGCGUCACGAAGGGGAAACUGUGGUGGUACCGGCUUCCGUACUGCAGGCGGCUUCGUGCCGCCUGCAGUACUUCCCGAAACGGGCAGAGCCAUUAUGGUUCGAGGAUUGGCGGAGGUCUCUGGUUCGUAACGUUAUUUCUUUCGUCGAGGCCCAGGACAUCUACAGGGAGCCCAUACUGGAGUUUCCCGAUACUGCCGACUUGCCAACGGGAUCAUCGGGUGUUGGUCAGACCGCUCCUGAGGAGGUUGUGCUUCUAGACCGCCCGCGUAGUCCGAUAGCAGCGUCAAGAAAUUCUUUUUCGUCGUCUUUCUCCAGUGUGCAAGAACCUCCACCUGAGGCACGCGGGCACGACUUGUCGCAACGGGUAUCUUUGUCCUCAUCGCAGCGGGAGACGAGCACAUCAAAUUUUACCGCAACGACCAAUCGCCAUUCGCACCCGGUGCAAAACACCAAUGUGAUAGCGGCGAGGUCCUCUUCCUGUUCAUCCACCACUCCCCAACGGGGAACGACCGCGUAUGCAGGAGUAGCGUCCGGGAAUGAUGAGGACGACCCGGCCCGGACGAGGUUGCGGAGAGAACGAGAAGCGCGAGUGGUGACCGUCGAUGCACGUCGUCAGCUGCGGGCGCGAGAUCGUCAGAGCCGACACCUCCAGCAAGAUGCACAGCCCGGCAGGGCGGAGACGACGCACCACAACCGACAAUCCCGGAGCAAAACGUCGAAUCAGAGCACGACAGCUUCGGAGGGUCCACCUACUACCGCUCCUCGUCGUCCAUCUGCUGAGCCAAGUGUUGUUCGGCUAUUUCCGCGGGGUGCGUUUCCGCUGCAAGAAAUCCUUCCGACCGCAAAAAAACUAUACGGGAUGAGGCCCCCUCGUGGAACCUACGUCAUCCGCAGGGAAGAACAGCAGCUUUUGUUCCGAAAGUCCUCAGUGUCCUCGUCCGUGCCCGCGCAGCCCCUGGCCUCCGAAAUUCACCUCCACUAUGCGCGGUCCUAUGGAGUUGCCUCGAAAGACCUUUCCGUGCAGCUCGUGGAGCACCGAACAGAUGCCGCGGAGGAAUCUGGUACGAUGUUGCACCAUUAUGUCCAUGCUGAUGUAGAUUGAUAUUUGUUUUUGUUGCCUUGAUCGUGCUCGUGCCGCAGCAGGGCACAAGUGCUUAAACGUAUACCAUACGCUGGAGCUGACGAGGACGACCGAAAGUGAUCUUAACUGAUCCGUGGUUCAGAAACAAUGUUGUUUGAUGACGUGUUUGGAACUACAAGUUUGUCAUUGUCUUCUCGCUAUUGCUUUUGACUACAACUCUUCGGUGUAACAAUACGAGCACCGCCACUUAUUGUCGCUUCAUUUUCUUUCACAUAGCAUUCAAAAACGGAAUCGCAGCUGCGGCCUGGGAGCGGACACUGACGUGGACGGUCGCUCAAGAAAACCUGGAUUGCACCGUUCUCGCAUUGAUGCCCACUGUGCAGUUCUUUGUGACUUCGAUCGGCAAACAGUUGGACUCGAACACUUUUACGGAACUGCACGUGAAAGGGGACCAGAAGUUGUCGCAGUUGGUGGUAGCGAUGCUACUUUGCCACUGGAGCAAGCAACCCAUGGCAGUCGUUGCGACCAGGAUACCCGAGCUCCAAAAAGGUAUUGCACCGCCAGAGCGGGGGCGGAGUUUAGCUAUCGUGUUACGGAUCAUCAAACCGCUACCGGUUUAUCCAGAACCUCGAGUAGCUGCGCGAGAAUGGGAGCUACAGGUACAUGGUCGUUCGCACGACUCUCGGAAGUAUGGUUGAAAGACUGCACAUUAUCGCAAGUCAGUAACUUGCCUGCCCCCGGGGCUUUUCGGACAGAUGAAAAUCUUCGUGUUUAAAGUAGGUUCAUCGUUGUGAUAUCGUGCUUUCGCUUUUCUACAAUUGGAUAGUGUUGCCGGUCUUGCAUCUGCCUAUUGAUCUUGAUGACCUCAUUGCGCACUGUAAAUGAUUUUUUUUCUUCAUAAUAAAGACGAACAACUACGCGAAAUUCAAAUUAUUCAGUUAUGCGGAGCCGGCCCGUACAGACAACUCCAGCUCCGGUGCAUGGAUGACAAGUGGGUUUGGCGCCCGCGUUUCGGAACUGCAGCAAAGGUGCUGGACAAGUCGGGCGUGCACGCCUUUGUUUCGCCCGGGAGGCGCGCGGUUGCGCUGUUCGCACCGUUGUUGCCGCCCGGCCUGGCCACUGCGCUGUUUGAAGCUUCCUACCUUGUCUCCGCGCUAGCGCUCGCGCCGGAGGACGUCUCCGUCACGGAGCUCGAUUUGAACUCCUCCAUCGAGACGCAGUUGCGGAGGUUGGGUCUGCUGGCGGAUCAACACUUGGAUACACCAAGCGAUGAUGGCGGAACACCGGUAGACGAAAGAGCGGCCCCGUCGGCAAAUUUCCUCAUCCUCAACAGCAGUGCAUCCUCAAGAAAACCGUCGGAAAUAGUAAGUGGAGGCUCCGAGGCCGAAAAGCUGGCAGUCAUCGCACAGGGAAGCGCAAAAAACGUGCGUAAGUUCCUAUCCCGGAUGCUAUUUGGCGCUCUGUAAAAAUGGAGCUCGACAUUUUUUUUGCUGUGUGCUUCUAUUUUGAUUUUACAUGGCAAUGUAAAUGUUUCUACGAUUGUAUAAUGUAUGUGUAGUGGCCCUGGUGCAACUCCUGUACGAUAUUUAUUUUUUUGCGAUGUCGUGUGUGUUGAUGCGCCGUCGCUAUCAAUUUUUGUGGAAAGCUAAAUGCAUACUCAUACACCAGAUGCACAUCGCGUGUUGUCGUUACUUACCAAGGCACGACUAUUUGCGUUUCUCAAGUAAGGUAAUCUAUACAAUGGUAAUUUGGAAUUUUCUUCGUGCUUAAGCAAAUCGCUUCAGAAACCCAAGAGUAGCAGUGAGGACCGGGAUCAUUUAUUGUUCAUUAUUUUCAAGUCUACAGCAGAGCCUCAAGCUUUGCUGUAUUGAUUUUGCUACUUGCAGUAAUAUGGAAAUAAAAGCAAUUAGAAAAAGAAAACGACGGGCAGAUGCCGAGGUAGUGAAAAAAUACCUCCUGCGCUGCGCGCUAGCCAUCCCUGGAACUCCGGAACUGCAAGCCCUACUAAACGACCAAUUAUGCCACGCCCCGGCUCCAACUACAACGAAAUGCUCUAAAUUCAGAACUUCUUUUCCUGCUCCAAAACCAAUAACGAAAAACCUUCGCAGGAUGCCAAAUCUGCAACUGGAGACGAUCGAAUCAACACCGCCUGUGCGUGAUUUGGAUUUCUACGGCAACAUAUGAACUUUACAAAGAGGAAAGGGAGACUCGUCUUCUGGUUCUGCCUCUUCUACAGGACGAAGCUUCUGAUUGUAGAAGAACAUUUUUCGCAUUUGAUGG